AUGAAUAAUUAGUCUUCAAAAUCUGUACGAUUCAAUGAAGGUCAUAAAGUAUUACAACCUGUCAAUACUAAUACCACAAGUUCAGGAUCAAGCAAAUCGUCUAAAGUGACUUCAGCCAUUCAAGAGUUGAGAACAUCUUUUAAUAAUUAAGCACAAAAGCUUACAUCUUCAAGAGUGUCAGAUCAAUUAAAUGAAUCAGUGGCUACAGUAACAAGAAGUCCUGGCCACUCAUGUGCUCCAAGCAUAUGUUAACCAUGCUAACCAAUGUGCCAACCAAUGUACUCAUCUGUCUGUUAACCAUAAUUUAUUUGUUAACAGCAACCUGUUUGUCCCCCAUAAGCAUAUGUAGUUUAGGGAGGGAAUGACUAAAGACAUUUAGAGAAAGAGAUCAAGAAAUUGAAAAAAUAGAAUAAGAAGUUGAAACAAAGCAAGGAAGAAAUAAUAGUGUCUACCAUAGCUGAGACUCCAAAAAAACAUAGACCAUAAUAACAUGUGUAAGAUCCUGAAAUAGAUACAAUCAAAAGAGAAAUUCAAGAGAUGGAGAGAAUAAUAAGAUAGAUGGAGUAAUAGCCAAAACAAUAGAGCAAUUCAGAGAUAGAGUUGUAUAUAGAGGACAAUAAGAAAUGUCUGAAAAAGAUGUGCAAAAAGAUUAAAUCACUCGAAAAGGAACUUUACGAAGUAGGUCGAUAAAGGGAUGAAGCCUUAAUAAUAAAGCAAUAGUUGGAGAGAGAAAACCAAGAAAUGUUUGAUAGGAUAGGGGAAUUAGAAUCAUUACUCAAGGUGGCUGAUAAAAAAGUCUUUGACUUAACAGUAUAAUUAGAAAGAUAAAAUGGUUACGUUAAGUAAUUAGAGGAUGAAGUAGAGAGGUUGAGAAAGAAAAAGAAAAAGAAGCAAAUUGAGAUUCAAGAAAGAGUUGUUGAAAAGAUAGUGGAGAAACCAGUUGAGGUAAUUAAAACAGUGCAUGUUAAUCAACCUCAACAAGUACAUGAUGUUAAACCAGUUGAGAUCAUCAAGGAAGUCAUUAAAGAAGUUCCUUCUGAACCUAAAAUUGUGGAAAGGAUAGUUGAAAUACCAAAAAUUGAAUAUGUGUAUCAACAAGUUCCUUAGUACAUUGAAGUUCCAAAAGUGCAAACUGUUGAAGUUCCUGUAGUUUAAAGAAUCGAAGUUCCUUAUGAGGUCCCUUAUUAUAGAGAUGUUCCAUAUGAAGUGAUCAAGGAAGUUCCAUAUGAAGUUAUUAAAGAAGUGAUCAAAGAAGUGCCAUAUGAAGUGAUUAAACAAGUCAUCAAGGAAGUGCCCUAUGAGGUGAUUAAGGAAGUUCCUGUUUAUAUCGAAGUGCCAGUGGAUAGAAUAGUGGAAAAGAGAGUUGAGGUGCCUGUCGAAAGAAUAGUUGAAGUUCCUGUUGAUAGAGUUGUAGAGGUACCUGUGCCAUAUGAAAUUCCAUAUCCUUAUGAGAGAGUUGUUGAAGUCCCAUAUGAGCGAAUAGUGGAAGUUCCAUAUGAAAAAAUAGUGGAAGUUCCCAGAGAUAGAUAUGUUGAUAGAUAUGUCGAUAGAUAUAUGGACAGAUACAUUGACAGACCUGUAGAUAGAUAUGUGGAAGUACCAGUUGAAAAGAGAGUGGAAGUUCCAUAUGAGAAGAUUGUUGAAGUGCCAGUUGAAAAGAUUGUUCACGUGCCUGUAGAGAAGAUUGUUGAAGUGCCUGUUGAAAAAAUCGUGGAAGUUCCUGUUGACAGAUAUGUAGAUAGAUAUGUGAGGGAUGAAUCAGAAUUAGAAAUGUUGAAUAUCGAAAAUAGGGAAUUACAAAGAAUCAUUGGUAUUUGGGAAGAUAGAGCCAACAAAUUAGAAAAUGAAGUUAUCAAAGAAAGGAGAAUAUCUGACAAAUUAAGAUUUGAUAUCGAAGAACUAGAAUAUAUGGUAGAGGAUGGCAGAGCAUUCAACAAUUAAUAAUAAGAACAAUUUAGACAUUAUUUGAAGGAAUUAAAAUCAAAAUAUGAAAGCAAAAUCAUUGAGGCUAGAAAAGGAGUCGUCAUUAAACACCAUGUUAUUCCUUCAGAAGUGCAAUAGACAGUUCCAACUUUUAUUUAAUAACCUAUAUCAACAGGCAUUUCUUAAAACUUGCCUCAAUUUGGUGGAUAAAAGAUUAACUAAUGA
This is a messenger RNA of Paramecium tetraurelia, 2148 nucleotides long. RefSeq lists its product as uncharacterized. The transcript is spliced from 2 exons. The record is from RefSeq and is a predicted model, not a curated record. Lineage: Eukaryota; Ciliophora; Oligohymenophorea; Peniculida; Parameciidae.